This is a messenger RNA of Zootermopsis nevadensis, 3602 nucleotides long. The record is from RefSeq and is a predicted model, not a curated record. NCBI's taxonomy places the organism in Eukaryota, Metazoa, Arthropoda, Insecta, Blattodea, Termopsidae.
CAAGUCGUAUUUAUUGUAAAACGAAAAGCAUCAUUCAUAAGGGGUCUUCAGAUUCAUGUGCUAAAGAGAACACUCGGAACUUGUGGCAGAUUUGGAAUGUGGUCUUGUGGAUUGUACACAAUUUAAUUUAUUCGUCGGCCGUAUUUUUCCCCACACUCACCCCCUCUCACGGUACUACGUAAUAGAUGACUUUUACCAGCAUUAAUUAUACACAAUCGACAGUUCGUAUCUAGGUUACAGAGGAUUCGCUUUCAAGUGGAAGAAGAUCUGUGGUGGGAAUAAGUAAGGUGUGUUCAUGUGUGGCUGAUGAGACGCAGAGCAUGGUCAUCUUCCACCGCACGCACAAAAAAAAGAGCAAAUGUGCAAUUUUUUUUCUGUUUAUUUUUGUCGUUACAAAGAAGUUUCCGACCUUCACUCAUCAGCCAUGUUCAGAAUCGCAGCCUCAAUAUGAAGUUCCUAGAGAGAUGCCCCCUUCCGCCCUUCUAUACCUUCACUGUAACGAGAAAGUUGUUUCGUUGUGGAACAAACGUUCCUCAGUCGCCUUCUGUCCGUCAUCGAGAACCGUGUUAUUUCUGUCUCCAAACCUCCUCGCGGGCGUGCAAUUUGACGUGUCUUACGGGAUUGCUUCAGAGAGAGACACAGUUCAUUCGUCCUUCACCUACUUGCGGAUCAGCAUCUAGGAUGAGAAGUUCAAAGGUCAUAUUCCUGGUAACUACAUUCACAUGGCUCCAUCUUGUAGCUGCAGAACCUGCACCAGAUUCACCUGAGACAAAUGAGGCAGAUCACAGCCAUUCUGCAGGUUGUGACUGCAUGGAAUACUGGACUUGUGUCAUGAGUGGAGGAAGCCCAUACAGCUACUGUGGACUGUCUGAGUCCAAUGUAUGCUGCUUUGUGCCACAAGGAGCCAAACCAGUGGGACUGUUCCCUUCCAACAUAGGACGACCUAACAAAGGAAGGUGUGGCAAAAAGGGAAAUGGUUCUGGAAAGGAUGGAAUUGCUGAACCUUCUGAGUGGCCAUGGCAUGCAGCAGUGUUAGAGAAGCCAGAUGACCUGUAUGUAUGUGGGGCUUCACUGCUAGAUGAAAGCUGGGUUCUCACUGCAGCGCAUUGUGUAGAUGAUUAUGUGUCUACUAGAGGGGAGGCUCUCAAAGUGAGACUGGGAGAACACGACGUGACAUCAACACAAGAGUUAUUACGUCAUGAGGAGUAUGAUGUAGCAAGUGUGGUGCUUUAUCCAGGGUUUGACAACGCAACCCUUGCUCAUGACAUCGCUCUAAUUCAUCUGCGACAUCCUGCCAAACAGAGACCCAACAUUGAUGUUGUUUGCUUGCCUAAACAAGGCUCCAAUUUCCCAGAUACAACAGCUGAGAUCCAAGCACACACCAGCUGUGUCAUCACGGGAUGGGGUCGGCGGUCUGAAACAUCUGAACACUCUGUUAUUCUGAAGGAAGUGAAAGUUCCAUUGUGGCAAAACUCAGCCUGUGAGAGGGCACUAAGACAGCAGUUUGGAAGCAGUUACUCAUUGCCAAACACCUCCAUCUGUGCUGGGGCAAAGGACAGGGAUGCAUGUGAUGGAGAUGGUGGAGGCCCCUUAGUGUGUGAACAGAGUGGUCAGUGGUACCAGGUUGGAAUUGUCAGCUUUGGCAUUGGCUGUGGUCGCCGUAAUACUCCAGGGGUGUACACAAGAGUGUCCAUGUAUGAACAGUGGAUUAAAGAUAUUAUCCUACGCCACAAGAACAGACAAUAGUGUUUCCAAAAUUAUAAACAGUGGUAUAGUGAGAAAUUACCCAGAAGGCUGGCCCUUACUGUGGUGGUGUUGUCUCUCAGUGGUAUCAACAUUCUUCUUCAUAUUAGUAAAACUGACUCCACAGCAAAAUACUUAUAACAGACAGUGCCCACAAAAUAUGUUUGAUGUUUGACUUUCAUGCUGAAUAAACCUGAGGUCAGAUAAGAUUACCAAAACUAGAGUAGUCUUUCAGACCUCUUGUCACUAUUAGUGCUACAGAAAACCCACAUCACCAGUAAAGGGUUAAUAAGAAAAGAAAAGAGAAAAAAUUAUGCACAAAGUUGCCCCAACACCAUGAUAAAAGUUAAGAAUAUAAAAGUGUAUAUAAUGAGUAAAUUAUGUAUAUAUAAUAUUUUAAUUCUGAGAGUGAAUGUGCAUCUUAACCAGCUCAUCAAUAAAGAAGAGAAAUUACUGAUUAAAACAUUAUUCAGUAAUUGGCCUGACUGUUCAUUUGAACAUGAUAUCCAUAAUUUCAGUAUAUACAAUCUGAAUUUUAUAAAACAUUUGGAAGGAUUCAGUAUUUAAAAAAUCAGUCUUCCUUAUCUGGCUCUUGAAAUUUUAAAAUAAGUGCAUAGUACUGGGAAUGAAAUAUACCAAUGUAUAAAACAAAUGAAAGCAGGUAUUGAGACAUGAUAUGUCUGAUACAAAAUGAACAGUAGGCCUACAACUUUUACAACCAUGUACUAUUUGAGAAAAUCCUUGAAAAUUUGUCACACAUAUAUAUAAUGCAGUGAGUGCUCAUGUUGCUGUGAGUCUGUCAUGUAGUGAUAUAUUGGCAGACAUAAAAAUAAGAAGAAAUAGAUGUGUCAUAAAUGAGAGAUGAAGAAACUCAGCUUGAUAUACAUGGUUGUCUGAAGAGAUAUAUACGGAUGUACAAAAGGAACACCCAUGGUAGUAUUUUGAAAGAAAUGCUACAUGUAACAAGCAAAGAAAAGAUCAUAUGAAGGCAGGCAGUAGAUGAUACCAUAGAAUUAUUAACCUAUAGUGCAAGGAAACCAAAGACACAGGGGAAAGAAGAUUCUAAGGACAGUAGAGACACUAAAUUACUUAUCUUUGAAGACAAGAAGAAUACAAAGGUUACUGACAGACAAAAAAAUAAAAGUGGCAGAUGUGAGAAUUUCAAGAUCUUUACUUGGAUGCAUACAGAAAAAGCCAUGUAAUAAUAUUUUGGUAGAUAAUACACUAAACACCCAUUAUAACCAUGGAUAUCAGGGGACAACUUCAACAACUGCAUUAUAAUUCUGUAGAACAGCAUCCCAAAGUGUAUUUUUCAGAUACUUGAUGUUUGUUUACUAGUCACUUUUUACAAACACUUUCUAAAUGUUUAAUGAACUACAAGUUUCAGAUGUAUGCAGUCAUCUUCAGGUAUGAUGGGUUUACAUAGCUAUUGCAAUCUAGUUUUAAAACAAAGAAUUCCAAUCACUCUUGUUAUUUUCUAAAAUAUUAUGCAUUUGUAAUAAAAUGUUUCAUUACUAAAACUUUAUGAACCUUGUAAACUUUUUGUGGCACACCUAUACGUGGUUAUCUGUAAAAAAAGUAUUUUUUUAGUAGUAAGUUGUUUCGUUUUUAUAUGUAGUUGUGUGUAUGAAAUUGUUUUCUUACCUUAGUGUGUCUUAAUGUUAAAUCACACUUUGAACAGUUUGUAUGUUUCUCUAAAGGAGGGGAUGGUAUUUAUGCUGCUAUGUGAUUGUUUUCUAAGUAUCUUUAUUUUUUCUUUGAAAAUUGGAUUACUGUGAUGUGUUAAAUUUCUUGAUAUGUGUUUACUGUUUGCUUUCUAGGAAUAUGUGAUAUUUCUCAAGACUAUCUACAAUUUUUUU